Carica papaya (papaya) is the source of this 6223-nucleotide messenger RNA. Its product is annotated as transcription initiation factor TFIID subunit 4b-like. Lineage: Eukaryota; Viridiplantae; Streptophyta; Magnoliopsida; Brassicales; Caricaceae. Gene Ontology annotation, biological process: transcription initiation at RNA polymerase II promoter. Gene Ontology annotation, molecular function: protein heterodimerization activity; RNA polymerase II general transcription initiation factor activity; DNA binding. Gene Ontology annotation, cellular component: transcription factor TFIID complex. The record is from RefSeq and is a predicted model, not a curated record.
GUUGUGAAGAUUCUAGGGUGUUGAAAUAAAUCCUGAAAAUAAAACCCCAAAAUACUCUUAUUUUGCUCUGAUACUAUGUAGAAAUUUUGAAAAAAUAUUUACACGUUAUUUUUCUCUACAAUUAGGUGCAACAACUGACUCGUAUAUAUAUAUAAGACUUUCUAAGUACAAAUUGAGAAACUUUUUUUAUAAUAAAGAUUAUAAAUAAUUACAUUAUUAUGGAGAAAAUAAACGGUAGGACUACAUAUAGAAAAAUAUCACAGUAAUUUAGACAAUAAAAUAUUCGUGUCAACACAACCCAACAACAAUCAAAAGUACAGAAAAGUUUAUAUUAAAAUUUGCUAGCCAUCUCAUAGUACAAGAAGAGUGAGUAUGGGAUUCAGUUACGUUGGAACACAUAAUAUACACAUAUGGGAAUAAGGUGCAAUGAGGCCUGGGAAAUUGCAAACUAUCCUUGGUGUUGAGUCUGGUUAAGGUAGCCUCUAGAUGAAAAUUUUAACCUUGGAGGGAACUUUGCCUUCUAUAAUGCACUAGCUAAAAUCUCAUUGUGGCAAGAAAAAUUACAGGUAAGGUGCGAAAGAAAGACUUGCAAGAGUACACAUUCCAAAGUCCAUAUUCUACUAUCAGGAUAUGAAGAUACACAAAUAGGCUCAAGGGUAUUCUACAUUGUGUGAUAGGUGCGGAGUACAACUUUUUCCUCAUUCAGACGGGAUAGGCCACCAAAAUUUUGGACGUUUUAAUUUCUAGUAGUAAAGAGCAUUCCUGUGGGUGGUAGAUAAAUUCUUGAUGCUUCUCUUGUGGCCAAUGAGAUGGUGGAGUAUACAUGAGCCACCAGGGGAAAGGAGUUUAUCCUAAAAUUGGACUUUGAAAAAGUAAAUGAUUGAGUCAACUGGAGCUUUUUAGAUUGAUGAUGGAGAGAAAGGGAUUUGUUGAGAUGGAGAAAAUGGUUUCAAGGAUGUCUUUCAUCUAGUUCUUUUUUAGUGAUUGUGAAUGAAAAUCUUGUGAUUUUGACCCAUGAAAGGGCUCAGACGGGGCAACCCUUGUUGGCUUUUCUUUUCACUUUGGUUGUAGAUAUAUUGAGCAGGAUGUUGAUUAGAGCGACCAAAAGGGGAGUUGUGAAAGGUUUGAGUGUUGGUUGACACAAUGUGAAGGUCUCUUAUUUACAAUUUGCUGACCACAUGAUCUUAUUCAUUGAGAACGAUAAUUGGACCACAUAUAAUACCUUUACCGUUGUACUGUGUUUGAACACAUCUCAGGUCUGAAAAUUAAUUUGGGGAAAAGUGAUCUUAUAGGGAUAAAUGUGGUUGAGGCUUUAGUUAAUUAUCUAGUGGAGUCAAUUGGGUGUGAGAGGCUAUCUUGGCCUAUUGUACACUUAGGAGCUCCCUUAGGAGGGAAGCCAAGGAGUAAGACCUUUUGGGAAAGGAUAGAAGGAAUAAUUACUACGCAUCUUGAGAGUUGGAAGGGAGGUCCGUUCUCUUUAGGGGAAAAGAUAACCUUGAUGAAAUGUGUGUCCGUCUAGCAUGCCACUUUAUUAUCUCUCACUUUUUAGGAUUCUUGUUGAGAUAUCAUAGAGGAUUGAGGCGAGAAUGAGGAGAUUCCUUUGGCCUGGAGGUGAAAAUGAGUGUAGAGACCACUUAUCUAGGUGGGAGGUGCGUUAUGAAUCACAAUAUUUUGAAGGUCUAGGUAUUAGGAAUCUUAGAUCGAAGAGUCUUUCUUUACUAGCUAAAUUCUCUAUAGCACAAGAUGAUAAGCAACAUUCAUGGAAGUGACAGGGAUGGUUGGAAUGCCCUUGCAAAAACUUCUACUAUUCAUUGAAGUCCCUAAAAGGUCGUUUCUCAUAUAUAUCCUGUGUAUGGGCCACUCACCUCAAUAGAAGUGGGAAAUGGCUCCAGAAUGCUCUUUUGGGAAGAUAACUAGUUGGACCAUCAACCAUUUACCUCUCAAUUCCCAAGAUUAUAUCGGUUAUCUACUAGACAUCACACCUAUAUUUCUAGGUUCACUGUUUACACUAGGGAUAACCUAUCUUGGAACUUCUAUUUUAAUUGGAACCUUUUGAUAGGAAGACCAUUGACUUGUCCAUAUUAUUGAAUAUGCUUGAACCCAUUCACAUGAACUUGUAACCUGAUUCCCAUAUAUGGACUGUUAGACUCUUUUGGCCUAUACAUGCAAGUUUUUUUACUCUUUAUCUCAUCAAUAAUCCUAGUACCACAAACUCUCGGAUGGCCAAGGCAUUUUGGAAAGCUAGGGUUCCUUUAAAGGUGAAGGUAUUCUCUUAGAUUGUUAUCAACUAGAGGCUCAAUACCUAUAAUUUGCUUCAAAUUCAUUGCCCCUAUCGUGCCUUAUCCUACACGUCUGAUGUGCUUCAGAGACAGUAAGAUCCAUUCCUAGUUAUUCGCUUUCUACUCUUUGGCCUGGAGAAUGUGGAGUUAUAUUAUGAGGAAAUUUGGCCUUAGUUGGGUACUUACCCUUACUGUUGAUAGUUUUGUCCAUUCAAAUCUAGAGGGUGUUGCGGUGAGAAAUAAGGCUAAACCUCUUUGGCAAGAUGCUAUUUUUGCUGGACUAUGGUGUAUUUGGUUGACUAGGAAUAAACGGAUUUCAAUGAUCAGUCGGUGUCUUUGUAUGAGCUACGUGAGAGGGUUUCAUUUUUGGCAUCUCUUUGGGCUAAAGCUCACGGUUAUUUCCAUGAUUAUACUAUUUUGGAGAUCCAUGGCAAUUGGGAUGCCAUCAUUUCUAGAGAGCAGCAAAUUUUCCUGAUGGAAGCAAUCAGAGUUCCGGUCAGUCAUUUGCACGGUGGCAAACUGCUCACCGUAAUGAAAAUACCAGCUCCCAAAAUCAACAUAGUUCAGGAAACAUUCAAUUGCACCUGCAGCAGCAAACUAGAUUUCAUUCUCAGAACCAGCAGCAACAGAAUGAUUCACAGAAACCAAAUUGCAUCUCGUUACAACAGAACCAAUCCCAUGAUAGUUAUCAACAAGGGCAGGAAGUUCAAGUUUCUCCUCAGAUUCCACAAGCGAUUGGGAUGCAUAUUUCUGAACAAAAUUCUACGGUCACACAUGAGCUGGAAAUAAUGCAUAAUCAAGAUAGUGAAUCUCAAUACUUGAAAUUACAGAAGAUGAGCAAUCAACAAGCCUCUAGCACAGAGCAGUCUAAUAGCUCGUUAAAUCGUAGUAAUAAACAAAUACCAUUUGCAGUUUUGCUGCCUGCCUUAAUCCCACAACUUGAUAAAGACAGAGCAAUGCAGCUACAUACUCUAUAUGCUAAACUGCAGAAAAAUGAAAUUGCAAAGGAUGGAUUUAUCCGACAUAUGAGGGGUAUUGUAGGAGACCAGAUGCUCAAGUUGGCAAUUAACAAAUUGCGGUUACAGAUGAAUUCAAAUCAGUUUCAGAUGCAGUCCCAAGCUUCAGCACGGCAGAACCAGCCAAGGCUGGCACCAGUUAGUGCCACUGCAACAACUUUUGCUGAUUCCCAAUCAUCUGUACAGGUCCAUAAGAAAACCUCCAACAGUCCGGUAGAUCCAUCUCUUACUCCCCCUUCAACGGUCAAAAUGAAGAUUGAAUCAGGCUAUCCAACAAUAGAAAGCAGUGCUAAAAAAUCUUGGGAGGUGGAACAUAACAGAAAUCAGCAUGGAGUUCUAGCAGGACCAAUGUCUUCCUCCAAUCCGAGCAAUGUGAUUCAAGAGAGAGAACACUCUUCAACUCCUGUAAAAGGACUUAGCAAGCAAGUACAACAACAUAUGCAGUUUCCACAGGCUUCAUUUCCCAUGUAUGGGACUGGGAAUGCCAGUGGUAGUUAUAACCCAUAUUCUGGGACAAAUGUCAAUACUUCAGCUUCAUCCUUGAAAACACAACCUCAAGAUUCCCAAAUGAGACAAACUACACAUAAUCAAAGUGUGGGAUCAUCUCCAUUUGGAGGGGCUGGUCAACAUGCGAACAUGAUGAAUGUGCCUAAGUUUGAGAGCCAAAACCACACAAAUGAUCCUAGUAGAGUGCAGGGUGGUCCUCUUUCUCAUAUAUCUAAUAAUUUAUCACUGCAACAUAAUUCAGUGCCUUGGCAGGCAUCAGCAAGCAAGGAGCAGAGUUCUGGCCCUUUGUCAUCACUGACAUAUAUUAAGCAAGAAUCAGUUGAUCAGGGUGCUGAUCCUUCUGCUAAAACUGGACAAGGGAAUGCAAUUCCUAGGUCUUUAAAGGAUGAUAUCUCAGAGAACCAGUCUUCGAGAAUGGGUUUCUCGACAUCUACCAGUAUGAUGCCUUCAAGUUCUAUUUCUCCUUCCACGACAACACAGCUAGAUUCUAGUGUCACGUUGAGCUCUAGGAUUCCAUCUGUGACCUCUCCGGCUGCAAUUAAUGCAAGAAUUCCUGCAAAAAAGCCUUCUAUUGGUCAGAAGAAACCACUGGAAGAACUUGGUUCAUCACCACCAGCAUCAAGUAAGAAGCAGAAAGCUUCCGGGCCCUUUUCAGACCAAAGCAUUGAACAACUCAAUGAUGUCACUGCUGUCAGUGGAGUCAAUCUUAGGGAAGAGGAAGAACAACUAUUCUCUGGGCCCAAGGAGGACAGUCGAAUUUCAGAAGCAUCUCGAAGGGUUGUGCAAGAGGAAGAAGAAAGAUUGCUUUUGCAGAAAUCUCCACUGCAGAAGAAAUUGGCUGAGAUCUUGGUCAAAUGUGGUUUGAAGAAUAUAAACAAUGAUGUGGAGCGAUGCUUAUCUUUGUGUGUGGAGGAAAGGAUCCGUGGACUAAUAUGUAACAUAAUCAGAACGUCAAAACAGAGGGUUGAUGCUGAGAAGGCUAGACAUCGAACUUUUAUAACCUCAGAUGUUCAGCAACAAAUUAUGAUGAUUAACCAAAAAGCUAAGGAAGAGUGGGAAAGAAAGCAGGCUGAAGCAGAAAAACUGCAGAAACUCAAUCAACCUGAGGUUGACAGUGGUGUUGAUGGUGAUAAGGAGAAAGACGAAGGUCGUGUAAAAUUGGCAAAGGCAAACAAGGAGGAGGAUGAUAAAAUGAGGGCUACAGCUGCAAAUGUUGCUGCACGUGCUGCUGCUGGGGGAGAUGACAUGUUUUCAAAGUGGCAACUUAUGGCUGAGCAAGCUCGCCAGAAGCGUGAGGGAGGGCUUGAUACUUUAUCUGGUUCUUUGGCAGGUAAAGAUGUCACCCAUAAGCCUCUAUUGGUAUCUGGAAGAAACACGAGGGACAACCAAGAAGCAGAGGAAAGUGGCCAUGUAACUUCUGUUUCUGCAUCUGGAUUUUUUUUAAUCUUAAAAAUAAUUAAAAAAAAAGAGCUAGAUCAAAGGGAGAGAGCAAAAUUUGUGAAGAAAAGUCAAAUAAGAGGAAAAGAGAAAUCAAAGCUGUGGGUUCCUUCUUCUUCUGCCACGGGCAGAGCCGCACGACCACCAAGGUUUCCUUCUUCAGCCGCGCACAGAGUCGCGUGACCACCUUGGGUUCUUUCUUCCCUGCGUGCAGAUACGCGUGAAGAGUCGAUCGACCUAGCUUCUUCUUUCGCUGCGCGCAGAGCUGCGUGAAGAGGUGCGCGAUCCAGUUUCUCUUCUGCCGUGCGAAGAGCUGCGCGAACACCUCGAUCUGCCUCACUCCGAUUGCACAGAGCCUUUGGCCACGCCGUGUCAUGCGCAUAUAUGAUUUUUCCCUGCCAUGAUUUGUUUCACUUUGCAAAUUGGGUCCGUUCACGUCACCAACCUUCUUCUUCCGCCGCAGAUCCACGUAGACAAGAAGCUUUUUUGGCUGCGAUCUCCACUUCAUGCAAAUUUGCCUGAGCCGAUUGAGCCGCGUGGAGUCUAGUCUGAGCCAAUUGAGCUACUGUCUGAGUCAAGCCAUUUUCAGUCGAGUCGUUUUUUGAGCCGAAUUCGAGCUGUUUUUUGAGCCAAAGACGACCCGGUUUUGAGCUGAACCCAAUCCCUUUUUUGAGUCGAACCAAGCCGAACUGCUGCCUUAAAGAUUUGGUUCCAGUUUGCAACUUGGUCUGCAAGUUGGGCAUGCGUGAAAUCUUUGCACCAACUUGAGGGGAGGUGUUGAGUAACAUAUUUUAUUAUUUAAUUAUUUUAAUUUAUUAUUUAAUUAGUCAAUAUUAUGUAAUUAUAAUUUUAUGAGAAUAAUAAUCUCAUAUAAUUAGAAAUCUAGUAGAUUAAGAAUUUUUCUAUUUGUAAAAUAAAAAUUUUAUAAAUAUUGUAAAUGUAACAAUUUAAGCGUGAGAAAUAAAGUUAUUAUUUUUUUCCAAA